AUGGUCCAAGAGUUGGAGAUGAAGGAUAUGAUGGCCAUCCCUCUAUUCGCUGUGUUGGUGUUAUAUGUUGAAGCGUGUGCGGUGAUGUGCAUUGGUGCUCUACAACUGUCGGCGUCCUUCAUCAAUAACACCUUCAUCACGCUGUGGGCUGGAGGACUGAUCAGAACUUGCCUCCUCCUCUUCUUCGCCUUCACCUACUCCGGCAGCCCGUCAUGGAUGAGAGGGGUCGAGGGGGUGCAGACCGCUGCAGUUCAUGGUCUUCUCUACCCAUUGUACAUCACCAUCCUCUGGGCUUGUGGCAGGUCCACUGUGGAGCUUGUAUGGGGUUGGCACACCUGGCAAGGGAAGCUUUCUGCACAAGUGCUAGAUUCUCUCGUCAAGGCCAAUGAUGUUGCCACGGAAACAUUCUCUUCCAUCAAGACAGUCAGGAGCUCCUUUGCUAACGAGAACGGAGAAUCUGAGCGAUACAGGAAGUGCUUAGAGGAGACGUAUGCUCUGAACAAAGUGAAAGCCGCAGCUUAUGCUGCCUCUACAUGGACCAAUAGUAUGUCCAGUCUGGCUUUGAAAGUCAGUAUACUGUACUAUGGAGGGCGGCUUGUGACAGGAAGUGAUGUCAGUAGUGGUGAUCUGGUGUCCUUUUUGCUAUAUGAGCUGCAGUUCACGUCUGCUGUGGAGGUUCUGAUGUCAAACUGGCCGCAUGUAAAGAAGGCUGUUGGUGCAUCAGAGAAGAUCUUUGAGUAUGUGGACCAUAAGCCUGAUAUUCCUCCUGAUGGAUCACUCGCUCCUCAAGCUCUAAAGGGACAUGUGCACUUCAACAAUAUCACCUUUGCCUAUCCAAAGACACCAGAUACAAAUGUACUGAAGAAUGUUUCUCUCGAGCUGAAGGCAGGUCAGAUCACUGCUCUAGUGGGGCCGUCAGGUGCUGGGAAAAGCACUUUCGUGAGUUUACUGGAGAGAUUUUACCAGCUUCAUAAUGGAGAGAUUUUACUGGACCAUAAACCACUGUUAAGCUAUAAAGACCAAUAUCUGCAUGAGACGGUAAUCUUACUUUAUUCUAGUGACCAACGUGUGUACAGCGCUCUUAGAAAGGACACGAGGAAGUGCACAGUGCUGCUCAUCAGUAAUGGGCUGAGCGGGGUCGAGAAUGCUGAUCAUAUUUUCUUCCUGCGAGAAGGGGAAGUGGCCGAACAGGGCAACCAUAAUGAACUUCUGGCAAAGAAUGGAUUUUACGCAGAGUUUGUGAAACAACAGAAUGUUUCUAUCAGUCGCAAAACAGAGGAUGCCACAAACACCGAUCCCUGA
Myxocyprinus asiaticus (Chinese sucker) is the source of this 1302-nucleotide messenger RNA. Its product is annotated as antigen peptide transporter 1-like. Gene Ontology annotation, molecular function: ATP hydrolysis activity; ATP binding; ABC-type oligopeptide transporter activity. The transcript is spliced from 8 exons. The record is from RefSeq and is a predicted model, not a curated record. Gene Ontology annotation, cellular component: membrane. Lineage: Eukaryota; Metazoa; Chordata; Actinopteri; Cypriniformes; Catostomidae. Gene Ontology annotation, biological process: transmembrane transport. Bases 1 to 1302 code for a protein of 433 amino acids.